Messenger RNA from Cucurbita pepo subsp. pepo (vegetable marrow), 488 nucleotides. Its product is annotated as DUF3339-domain containing protein. The record is from RefSeq and is a predicted model, not a curated record. NCBI's taxonomy places the organism in Eukaryota, Viridiplantae, Streptophyta, Magnoliopsida, Cucurbitales, Cucurbitaceae.
AGGGGAUGGUGGAGAAGCUCCGUAAAACCUUUUACAAAAAUUCUUAUUCCUCUCUAACCAUUAAAACUCACGCAUUCUGUGCGUCCCCCAUUUUUACAAGAACAACACAAGAAUGAAUGAUUUGGCAGCUCCAUUGAUCGCUUCGGUUCUGUUUGCGUUUCUGUCGCCAGGGAUGAUCAUUCAGAUGCCGGGAUCGGAACGCCCCCUCGAGUUCAUGAAUUUGAAGACCAGUUUUGCUUCCAUCUUUGUUCAUGCCGUUGUCUUUCUUCUGCUCCUUAUUUUGUUACUUGUUAUGCUCAACCUCCAUAUUUACAUUUAGACCUCUGCUUCUUCUUCUUCUUCUUCUUCCUUCGACAUCACGCUGCUGCUUCAUCCAUGUAAUUUUUCUUAAUUUCUCUCGUUGAUUCGUGAUCUGUAGUUGAAGAACUUUCAUGUUGCUUACUCUUCAUCGAAUGAAAAAUUCUCUCAUCCGCUUAAUUUCAAGUUCA